This is a messenger RNA of Chenopodium quinoa (quinoa), 3210 nucleotides long. RefSeq lists its product as uncharacterized. The record is from RefSeq and is a predicted model, not a curated record. The transcript has 5 exons. NCBI's taxonomy places the organism in Eukaryota, Viridiplantae, Streptophyta, Magnoliopsida, Caryophyllales, Amaranthaceae. Bases 1 to 3210 code for a protein of 1069 amino acids.
AUGAAACGAACAGAACGUAGCUGGAUGUAUGAAAGGAAGGUUGGACAUUCUAUUAAUCCGGAUUUUGUGAAAGGGGUAGAUGAAUUCCUUAAAUACGUUGAAGAUCAUCCCGAGAGCAGCAACCCGAAUGAAGUUAGGUGUCCAUGUUUUAAAUGUAAGAACAAGCGGCUAUGGGAUGCGGAAACGGUUAAAAUUCAUUUGUACCGCAAGGGUUUUGUGCCUAAUUACUAUGAGUGGAUGUGUCAUAGGGAAGGGUUUUCGGGAGUUCCUGAAGGGCCGUCAAAUGAAUACCGUGAAAUGGUUUUCGAUGCUUUUGGUCAUAAUGAAGAUCAAGGGCAUUCUGAAGAGGCAGAAGAGGAGCCUAAUGCACAAGCUAAGCAUUUCUUAGAUUUAUUAAAAGCUUCUGAACAACCAUUAUACGAAGGGAGUUCGUUGUCUGUCUUAGAGAUGGCUUCCCGAAUUACUAGUCUUAAGUGCGAGUAUAAUUUGCCCCAUAGAUGUGUUGAUGGGUUUGCUUCUUUGGUCAAUGAGGCUAUUCCUAACAACAACCAUAUGGCCGAUACAUUCUAUGAGGUGAAGAAGAUUGUAAAGGGGCUGGAGUUGCCUCAUGAAAAGAUUCAUGCAUGCCCGAAAGGAUGUAUGCUAUUUUGGAAGGAUGAUGUUCAGCUAUCUUCAUGUCGGGUGUGUGGUAGCGACCGAUACAAGAAGACUUCCAAAGGUAGCUUAGUGCCUUUGAAUGUUUUAAUUUACUUUCCAAUCACACCGAGAUUGCAAAGGCUCUAUGCAACCAAGAACAUUUCGGAGGAAAUGACAUGGCAUUCAAAAAAUCCUCGAGUUCAAGGCACAAUGGCGCACCCUAGUGAUAGUGAAGCUUGGAAACACCUUGACAAUUGCUUCCCAGAAUUUUCCAAUGAGCCUCGUAAUGUUCGACUUGGCUUGUGUACAGAUGGUUUUGCUCCUCAUGGUAAGUUUGGGGGACAAUAUUCUUGUUGGCCUGUCAUAUUGACCCCUUAUAACUUGCCUCCCUCAAUGUGUAUGAAAAGACAAUUCAUGUUUCUUUCAUUGCUUGUUCCUGGUCCUAAGAACCCUAAGGGCAAUUUGGAUGUGUAUAUGCAACCGCUGGUAGAAGAGUUGAAGCAUUUAUGGGAAGUUGGCGCAAAUACUUAUGACAUUUCAAGGAAACAAAAUUUUAAUCUUCGAGCAGCCAUCCUGUGGACCAUUAGUGACUUCCCAGCUUACGGUAUGUUGUCUGGUUGGACCACAGCGGGUAAGAAGGCUUGUCCUUAUUUUAUGGAUAAAAGCAAAGCAUUUUGGCUUGAACAUUGUGGCAAAGUUUCUUGGUUUGAUUGCCAUCGCCAAUUCCUUCCAACACAACACCCUUUUCGAAAAAGCAAAACUGCAUUUUGUAAAAACAAAGUCGAAAAAGGUUCACCGCCACACAUCAUGUCAGGUGAGGAAUUGUGGGAAUGUGUGAGACACCUUCCAAAGGCAACUGAUGGAGCGGAGGCAUUGAAACACCUAAAAAAAGCAAAAAAGGGGUGGUUCAAGCAAAGCUCGUUGUGGGAACUUCCUUAUUGGAAGCAUUUUCUCAUCCGUCACAACUUGGAUGUCAUGCACAUUGAAAAGAACUUCUUUGAUCAGCUAAUCCACACCAUAAUGGAUGUGAAAAAGCAUACAUGUGACACGCCAUCGGCUCGAAAUGACAUUGCCAAAUAUUGUAAACGGCCACAACUUCAUAUGGAUGAAGAUGAUAGAGGAAAAGAGUUUAUGCCAAAAGCCCCAUUCGCUCUUGACAAGGCUCAAAGAAAAGUGUUGUGUGAAUGGGUUAAACAGUUGCAUUUACCAGAUGGAUAUGCCUCCAAUUUGAGCAGAUGCGUAGAUUUACAAGCCUGUAAGCUUCAUGGAAUGAAAAGCCAUGAAUGUCACGUGUUCAUGGAGAGGUUGUUGCCCACUACUUUGAGGGAAUUGCUCCCUACCCAUAUUUGGAAUGCGGUUACAGAGAUCAGUCAAUUCUUCCGUGAUUUGUGUUGUUACACGAUCACAGUUAGUGACAUGGAGCGAUUAGAGAAAAACAUAGCUGAAAUCCUUUGCAAGCUUGAGAAGGUUUUCCCUCCUGUAUUCUUCAACUCUAUGGAGAAUUUACCUAUUCAUUUGCCAUAUGAGGGCAAGUUAUGUGGUCCUGUUCAAUAUAGAUGGAUGUAUCCCAUUGAAAGGUUCCUUAAUCACUUGAAACGUAAAAUUGGGAACAAGGAACGAGUUGAAUACGUGGAAUCCACAUUGGAGAACACUGACUUACCAGAGUUGUUCUCAGAGGAUAGCGGUCGUGUCUCAUCUGAGGGUAAAACCCGGUACUUAGAUGAAAAGGAACUCGAGUGUGCUCAUUUGUUCGUUUUACGAAACUGCGACAUUCUUGGUGAAUACGAAAGAGAGGAAGUCAUGGAGAAAUGUGACGUCGAAUUCUCUAAUUGGUUUCACCAUAAGGUGGUUGAAGAGAAACCAAAUUCGGAUGUCCUCCAAGCUUUGUGCAUGCGUCCUUUCAAGCGUGUUCGAACUUGGAAGCGGAUUUUUGUUGGUGGAUUUAAUUUCCAUACACAUUCCUAUGGUAAACACAAGUCUACGAUGAAUUACGGUGUUUUUGUGUCUAGUGAGGACGGUGGAGAGUACUUUGGCAUUCUAGACGAUAUAAUUGAACUUGUCUACACUGGUCCAAUUAAAGAGUAUAAGACUAUACUCUUUAAGUGUAGUUGGAUGGAUUGUGGUAGGGGUAUGAACAUACAUGAACAGUAUAAGGUUGUUGAAGUGAAUCAUACUAAGAAAUACCCCAAGUAUGAUCCCUUCGUAUUAUCUUAUCAAGUGACCCAAGUGUACUACACAUCCUACCCUAGCCUAAAACGGGAUCGAGUUCAAUGGUGGUCCGUGUUUAAAACACAAGCAAGGUCAGUGGUUGAUGCUCCAGUAGACCUUGAGUUUUUGCAGGCACCGUCCCCAGAAGUAUAUGCAACGCUUUGUCCACCGAAUGACAUUCCUGACUACGACCCAGUUGAGGAUGACGACGAAGAUGAUGACGACGACUUAAUAAUCUCAAGUGAAUCAGAUGAUGAAUCCAGCGUCGACUCUAGUGACAAUGACGAGGAUACUGAAAUCGAUGUGUUUAUAGAUGAUAGUAGUGAUAAUACUAGUAGUGAUAGUAGCGAUGAAAGCCACGAGUAG